AUGGAACUCACCAAACUUCUUACCUUCCUUGCUGCUGUCCUGCCCGCCGCCUACGGUGCCCCCCAGAAGAUGGCCAACAGCAUGCACCCCAACAUUCUCGCCGCCAUGAAGCGCGAUCUCGGCUUGAACACUCGGGAGUCCAUGGCCCGUGUGGAGAGAGACCAAAAGGCCGCCGACGUCAUUGAGAACGUGCGCCGGUCGACGGGUGAUGCAUUUGCCGGAGGCUGGCUCCACGGCGACGAGGUCCGCAUCGGCGUCACGGAUAAGGCUUCGGCCGAGCAUGUAACUGCUGCUGGCGGCACUCCCAUCAUGAUGCGCAACAGCCUGUCCAAGCUUGAGAAGAUCAAAGCGGGCUUCGACGACGCCAUGAUCAAGCAAGGCAAUGCGACUGCCUCGGACGACACCGGCGUCAAGGCCAGAGAAGACUUGGGCAACUACGCCGACAUUGCCUCGUACUUUGUCGAUGUCGCUUCCAACAAGAUCGUCUUUGAGGUUGUCAACGGCAACCAGGACAGUGCCGACAAAAUGGCCAAGGACGCUGGGCUCGCCGCGGAGGAGUACGAGGUGCGCAAGGUUGACGACUACGCCGUCCCCUACGCCCAGCUCCAGGGCGGUGAUAGCUACGGCAUCAACAACCAGUUCCUCUGCUCAGUUGGCUUCGCGGUCAACGGCGGUUUCAUUUCCGCUGGCCACUGCGGCCAGGUCGGCUCUACUGCCGCGGUCAACGGCCAGGUCAUUGGGCGCUUCGCGCGAUCCAACUUCCCUGGCGGGCUGGACAUGAGCUACGUUCAGACUGAGCAGGGAACGACCGUGGCCCCGACGGUCAACGGCUACAGCUUUGGUCAAAGCUAUGAGAUCAAGGACAGCCAGCAGCUGCCCAUCGGCGCCGCUGUCUGCCGCUCUGGCCAGACGUCGGGCGUUUCGUGCGGCACCAUCACCGAGAUGGGAAAGACUGUCCAGUAUGGGCCCGGCCAGGUCGUCGCCGGCCUCACCCAGACCGACGCCUGCUCUCAGCAGGGUGAUUCGGGCGGCUCUUUCUGGAAUGCAGGCCACGCGCAGGGUGUCCUGUCGGGUGGUCCCAAGGACCCCGGCGGUCCUUGCUACAGCAUUUUCCAGCCCAUCGGCCCGAUUCUGCAGAACUACGGCCUCACUCUGACUACUUCUCAGGGCGGCAACCCCGGAGGUAACCCCGGUGGCAACCCCCCCGGUGGCAACCCCCCCGGUGGCAACCCCCCCGGUGGCAACCCCCCCGGUGGCAACCCCGGAGGUAACCCCGGCGACAACGGCAACGGCGGCGACCCCUGGGCCGGCUGGCCUGGCUGGGUCAACUGGAACAACUGGAGCGGCGGCUGUUUCUCGCUGCCGCCGCCGCCACGCUUGUACGCUCCCCCCCUUCUCGUCCUCGCGCGCCUCCCCAGGCCGCUCGGGUGGUCCAGCGCCAACACGCGCCUAUAG
Molecule: messenger RNA, 1455 nt
Organism: Cordyceps militaris CM01
Lineage: Eukaryota; Fungi; Ascomycota; Sordariomycetes; Hypocreales; Cordycipitaceae
Product: secreted serine protease
Exons: 3
Coding region: 1-1455 (484 amino acids)
Biological process (GO): proteolysis
Molecular function (GO): serine-type endopeptidase activity
Source: RefSeq, a predicted model, not a curated record